This is a messenger RNA of Cuscuta europaea, 1040 nucleotides long. Lineage: Eukaryota; Viridiplantae; Streptophyta; Magnoliopsida; Solanales; Convolvulaceae. The record is from the annotation of a GenBank genome assembly.
AUACCUUCUUUUAAUCAUCUCUAACCUCCUCUGAUCCCAAAAUGAGCAGAGUAAUAUUCAUCCAGCCGGCGGAGGGAAAAUAUGAGGAAAAGGGCGGCAGAAACAGGAAGGUAUUCCCUGCUUGGAGCUUCAGAAUCCCUCAGAAGCCGUCACUUUUAACGCCGGCAAGAUUUAUGAAGCAUUUAGGGGCGAAGGUGUCAAAAGCCAUACGCUCCGUCUCGUGUUCUAACCGGAAGAGGUCGUCCCGGAAAAUAUCUUCAGCUAGCUUUGCAAGGUCACGGUCUUAUGCAGAAACCCUGCUCGCUGAUUCCCAGAGAGCAGAGGCCAUUGAAGAUUGCAUCGAGUUCUUGAAUUCUUCUUCUUCUUCUUUGCCCAGAUCAAGCUCUGUUUCAUGCUCUUUUUAGUAAAGGUUAGUUUCUUGAUGGAGUAGAUCGAGAUACCAGAGAAUAUGGUGUAUUUUUUUUUAAUACAUCAGAGAUAUUUUAUUUAUUUGUUGACUCAAGGUUUGAGGUAAUAAUCCGUACAAAGUUUUGGACCCAUACGGGUAACCUGGGAAAUUGUAGAUAAAUUGUUUGAUGAAAUGAAACUAUAAUUACAAUUUAGUCUAUAGAAUCUGGCUGUUGUACCUAUGUAGAGUUUAGACCCCUCUCUUGAGGCCGCUGAGGGAUUGAGAUCCUCUACCGUGCAACAAAGUGCCUUGCGGGCAAGGGUUGUUAGACGGAAGAAAUGAAGUCUCGAGAUGUGAACAUUGAGAUCUUCGAUCGUUGAAGUUUUGAUCGGAGUAAAUGAGUUUGAACCGAAACUGAUUAAUUUUAAAUUACUUCCUAUCAAUUGAGCUUAUGUUCUAUAAUGAGUCAAGAAGUUCUCUUUGAUCUUGAAAGUUAGUAGAUGAAGAAGACCUGUAUGGGACAUUUUGUAAAACUUAGUUUGUUGAUUUUGCCAUGCCACCCUCCAUUAAUGCAAAAUGCAUUUUGUUCUUGGGGAAAUUUAAUGGAUGGGUUGUCAAUUUUACACUAAGUUCUCAAGUUCCCAUUACAUUU